Molecule: messenger RNA, 1274 nt
Organism: Arvicola amphibius (Eurasian water vole)
Lineage: Eukaryota; Metazoa; Chordata; Mammalia; Rodentia; Cricetidae
Gene: Erich5
Product: glutamate rich 5
Exons: 3
Coding region: 1-1173 (390 amino acids)
Source: RefSeq, a predicted model, not a curated record
AUGGGCUGCUCCAGCAGCGCCCUCAACAAGGCCGGCGACGGCAGCAGGUUCCGCAGCGGAGUACCUUUAAAUGAGAAUUCAUCCACUGGAGAACAAAGCAAGUUCUGCGUGGCCCAACCCAUGCCGUGCACGCCAGGGAGAGAAGCUGCCUUCUACGGCAGUGCACAAAGGCCUGGCCAGGUCCCGUUAGAGAGGCCCAAGGCUUCCGUGCUUCCUACAGCCAAUGGUGUUAAAUCCUGCCACCAACCAUCCCUGGCAAAUGAUGAGGCCUCUGGAAAGGAUGCCGCAGACCCGUCAGGACCCACAACGAAGACCGAGCCUCUAGUGCAAGGGGAAGAAUCUGAUCUACUUCGGCCAGGAGGCAAAGAUGAUACGUUGGGGGCGGAGGAAAUGAAGAAAGAUGUAGAAACAAGGACAGAGAGCCAGUCUCUGAAAGGAAACGUUGAGGCUGAACCUCUAGGAACAGAAGCCGGGAGCCAGCCUCUGAGCACACCGGGAGAGAAGGACUCCCAGGGAGCAGUGGAGGACUCUGAGAUUCCACAAGCUGCCAGAGGGACGAAACUUCUAGAAACGGCGAGGGAGAGCGCUCUUCCUCUGGAAACGGCUGAACUGCCGGAACUGCCGCCUGAAGAAGAAAUGAGAAAGGAUGAGCAGCCCCAGACUGCAGAAGCAAUUCCCAAAGAGAGCAACUCUCCCGAAGUAGCAGAAGGGGGUCAGUCUGCAGAAAGCAGUGAGAAGCAGCAACCUCAGGAAGCACCUUGCAAAGAUGAGCAGCCCCAACUUCUGGAAAGAAUCCUCAAAGAGAGCGAAACACCGCAAGUGCCUGACGGAAGCCAGCUGGAGCAGACUCCUGUAAUGAAUGAGUCACUCUGUGAAACUCCUGAUGGGACCAGAAACACCCAGGGAUCUCACCCCGAAGCCAGCGUUGGAAGCCGGGAGAAGCUGGCAGGAGCUGCAGAGACGGCAGCAAACGUGGACAUGGCCAGAGAAAUUCAUACCGAUAAAGAGGAGCAACACAUUGAAGGUGAGACUGGAGAGAAGAUGGAAGCAGAGAAGAAACACGAGAAAGGAAGUGAAGAAGCUGAAGUCAAAGAACAAGAAACAGGAGAAGCUGCGGACGUGGGGCCGGCAGGGGAUAGCGACGGAAGGGCUACUGCACACAGCUUGUUAUAGAGAAGGGCAGGAAAAUUUGAGGCUGUGGGGGCAGAUGCCAUCUUUCUGUGGCUGUAGACUGAAUGUAGAAACCAGGAAAAUAAAUGCUGUUUUUGAUUCUG